CUGGUCCUGUCUCGUGGCCCCACAAAGAUGGUAUCGCAAAAUAAAGGCAUCGGAACAUAUAUUCCACCUCAAAUUGGCGACGAGGAUUGGGAUGGACGCGCAGCGCUGGACUCCAACGGACGGUCAGAAGGCCAUAAAAUAGAUGAUUCCUCCCCGAGGGUGAGAAGCUGCCGUUCUGCGGAGACCAGGGCUGCCGAUCCAACCCAGUUGAAGUAACAACGAAAAACACGCGGUGAGAGAUUACGAUUAUUUUGAGAUCAAUCAAGUCAUGAAAAUGGAAAUUGGAAAUUUUGAAAAGAAAAAUCUCACAAUCAGGAGUUGUUAACAGACGUGUUGUGAAAACUGUUGGGUUCUCUAGAGGUUUGUAUGCACCAGUUUGGCGCACACUUCUCAGGGAAAACAGAAAGCAAUUUUUAGAGAUAGCAGCGGUCGCUUACUUGCCUUAUUCAUCCAUGUGUGUUGUAUAGAAAAUUUAUUGACGCACACUGCGACGUAAUACACGAAUGAUUAGAGAUGUGUAGUGCUCAGAGUAAGAGUGAGACCGUUGAGAGCCACGUUGUCCCCAUCCUGCCGCCCCUGUGUAAAAUUAUGUCCGAUCGUUAUCCGGGCAGUUUGGAUCAAAUGCAAAAGUGGAUAGAGGUUGGUUUUCCUUCAAACGGAAGUUUGAGUGAGAAUCAAUUAAAACAGUUGGAGGUAUCACUGGGGGAAAUGGAGAGGAACGCAACAGCUCAGCAUGCAGCCUUAUCAAAGAAAAAGCAGAAGAAGAAUGUAAAAUUUGAGGCUGACUGGGAAGCAUUUAAUAAGUGGAAAUUUGAGUCUGAAAGAAGGGAGAGAAAGAGAUUGAAAGCAUUUAAUGCAAUGAAAAACAUAGAUCCUACAAAGGACGCUAACAUGCUUUCCACUAUUCACCAAAAUACUGUGUAUCCUUGUCUUUCUGAGGUACUGAGGAAAUCAUUGGAUCCAGAACUGGACUCCGCCCCCCCCCCCCCCCCCCUGCUCCUCCAGCCUACAUGCAGCAGCCUUCUCAGUCAAAUGCAGCACACGUUUCAGCAGACAUGGGAAGAGGACAGCAGCCAGAUUCAAGCACCAAUGAGAGGACCUCCUCACCGGCCAUGACCCGCCUACAGUCUCAACAAAGGAGGGCCAUGUUGCAGGAAGAGAGGGAGGCUACAGCUCUCAUGCCAAUGAUAGAAGUGGCGGGAGCAGAAGGCCCGAUGGUGGUUUUCAGACCCUGGUCAGAUGCAGAUAUAAAUGAAGCAAUGAUUCAUGUCUGCAAUCCUAAAAGCAAUCUCACUAGAUGGGAGACUGAUCUUCGGCAAUUUGUCAAAGAAUAUCGUCCCACUAUGUCAGAGUUACGGCGUUUGAUGGGCAAGGUGCUGACAAAUGAUUAUCACAAAAUGCAGCAUGUUUUCAACAAUGCAAGAAUGACUUUCCGCCUGAGUGAGCCACUCUACGAGGAUGCCAAGAAUGUGAAUUUUCGAGAUGCCGUUGAUGUCCUCAUUAACACCGUAAAAGAACAGUUCCCUUUGACACUAAACUUGUCCUAUAUCACCUCUUUGUCACAAGGGCCACAAGAGACUUGCAGUUCCUUCCUGGCACGCCUGACAGGAGCCUUUGACACUCAUAGUGGCCUCAACCGACCCAAUCCAAUGGGAGCACAGCCCCUGACACCAUAUGAGGUCCAUCUGAAAGAACAUUUUCUGAGCAGAAUGAGACCAGAACUCGUACACAUGGUAAGAAAAGCAUGUGUAACUUGGAAAACAUGCCCACUUGCCGACAUCCUUCAGCACGCAGAACAUGCGGAAGACGGGGUACAGAGAAGAGAUGAUCAGAAGAAAGAGGGCAGACAAAGAAAACUGGAAGAAGCACAGCUGGCAAUGUUUAACACCCGAGCAGAGCCAGCCCAGGAAACCACCCGUGGCAGAUUUGGGGGAGGAAGGGGCCAGACAAGAGGUCAUACCAGAGGUCAGGGAAGACAAAGAGGAGGGGGCAGGCGCAGAACAAGUAGAGAUUACGACCCAGACGUCUGCCAUUGCUGCGGGAAGCGUGGACACUGGCAAGCUGAUUGUCCAGAGAACACAAAGACAGGGCCUGCAUUCCGCACGUCUGACUGAAAGGAGGAGAGGGAGGGGCGGACCCCAGAGAUGGACAACCUCUCCACAGGAAAGCAGGUAGCGCACAACACUUCACACGCACAAAAUUUCACAAUGUAUGCCAACAACCCAGGCUUUAAGAAAUUCCCACAAUUAACAUUGAUGAUUUCUAACCACCCUGUAACAUUCUUAGUUGAUUCAGGAGCUACAAACUCCGUGUUAAGAAGAGAUUCCUUGCCAAGUGCCCCAAAAAAGAGUUACAGGAAGAGUUUUACAGUGGGAGCUAGCGGCGUACCAGUCUUGGAAAGUUGCUCAGUUCCAUUGAAAUGUGAGUUAGAUGACCAAAUGACAAAACAUUAUUUUCUAGUGUCGAAAAACUGCCCAGUAAAUCUGAUGGGGUGAGAUCUAAUGUGCUUUUUUGGCAUUAGGUUAGUUUCAACAGAAGAAGGCAUCAAAGUAUUAAAAAGAGCUGAACUUCCUAUAUUUCAGAUGAUGAAAUAUAAUCCAAAUCCACUCCUGUAUGCAUACGAGUGGGAGCUAAUGUUAGACCAUGGAGCUCCGAAAACUCAUGAUCUUAUUUCAUUUGCACGCACACACAGUACUGCAGCAGGAAAUUAUAUGCAGCCAUUACAUUGUACAUCCCAUGUGAGCGUAGGGCCAGACAGAAUAUACGAGGAAGCAUGGUAUGAUCAGCUGGUAGAAGCAGAGAGUUUAGACCUGAAGCAUGUUUACUGGUCAGAGGAGGCUGCUGCGGUGUCUGUGUCUCUCUCUCCAUCCCAGGGGAAACUGUUCCUUGGAACCACCCCUCACGUAUCAUUGGCUAAGCCAUCACACUGGAAAUGGCAGGAUCUGGGUCCGUGGCUACAACAACGUAUCAACCUCUUGGACUUUAGACCGGGUGCAGAGGAUUCGAGGAUCAAAUUUAGCGCUAUUGGUGAUGUAUUUCGUAUUGCAUUGACCGAUACAGUACAUGUACAGAGAACGUUAGAGCUCACAGAAGAACACAUUGAACAUAAAAGCUUGUAUCCACUCAUUAUGACAACAGGUCAAAUUCCUGAGUUUUCAAAAGUGCCACCUUCACUGUGGGCUGCACACAAAUACGAUGUGGGGCUCAUAAAAGGCGCAGCACCAUUGGUAGUGAGUCCUAAGUCAAAUUAUAGGCCAUGCCUAAAACAGUAUCCACUUAAAAUGGACGUGGAUACACCUGGACCCAGGGCCGGAGUGGGGCCAAUUUUCAGCCCGGGAAUUUCAGGCUCAAGACCAGCCCACUUUUUUCAUGGUAGUGGAUAUUGGAUAAAUGAAGCAACAGUUCAGCUCUUACUAUCCUGUAGUUCUUUUAUUAAUACCAUGGUCCAACAAAUAAUGUAAAGGUUAAAUACAACAAUAAUAAUCCACUUAAGAUGAGAAGUUAACAAAAAAUAUGCAUAACAUUAAAAAAGGCAGAAGGGCAUAGCAGGGGUGUCAGACUCAGAUUAGGCAGUAGGCCAGAUUUCUUGGAGUGAGACCUCAUGGGGGCCGUCAUUGUUAUUGUCAUGGUCAUUAUCAUUUUUCUGCAUGAGUAUUAUAUAGUGGUGAUUUACUCCUUUACUACACCCACUUCUGAGCAAACAAUGCAUAUUGGUUCAUCAAGUACUGUACUGCUCUUUCUUAGAAUAUAUAACUUUAAUUCAUAUGGUUUCCUCUGUCAUCCUCUCUACCUGUCCCUGUCGUCAUGGCCUCCUCAUUGCAAAUGUCGGGCUCAUCAUUUUCAGCAGGAGACUCUUAUCUGCUGCUCCGAAGCUACAAAGAAAAAUUAAGAGUCAUAUUACUGCAUACUUCAAUAUCAAUAUUAUAUAUCAAUAUUUCCAUAAUAUUUGCAAAGUCUAUGGAUCGCCAUAUUUUGGGUGAUAUAAAAAGGCUAAUAUUUUAAUUCAAUUUAAUAUUUUGCUUGGGAAUAGGUUGACAACGCUGCAAUGAUAUUAAUCAAGGCUACAACGUUAGCCGAAUAGUUAUGUUGCUAAUCAUUAGGCCUUUGUCUCUCUUUACCAGUUGCCACUUGUGUUUGUCCUCUUGAAAAUAAAUCUGUAAGCUUGGCACAUUUGGCAGCAUCCUCCUCCAA
Molecule: messenger RNA, 4191 nt
Organism: Pseudoliparis swirei
Lineage: Eukaryota; Metazoa; Chordata; Actinopteri; Perciformes; Liparidae
Exons: 2
Coding region: 1011-2114 (367 amino acids)
Molecular function (GO): nucleic acid binding; zinc ion binding
Source: RefSeq, a predicted model, not a curated record